UAUGAAAGGAUACGCUGAAGAUGUUCAGGUUUACUCUAGUGGUUCCAAAAUGUUUGAUCCUGAUGAAGCCUAUCAAUUUAAAACGACAGAAAGAGAUGUAAAAUUUCUACAAGAUUACAGGCCCCACUUGAACUUACCUGGUAAGCCAACACCUGUUGUUAAAUCAACAAGUGUGAUUCAAAUUGAUGCUUUAAAAAGUGAAACCUUCGGAAGUGAAGUGAAGAGUCUACUACAUAGAAUUGAAUAUGUGGACUGUAAUAAUAUUUGUGGGAGUUCUGUCAAGCAUUGUUCAAUAGGAAAAAUAGAGACUUGCAGUGAAUUUAGUACCCAGGGUAUCUUCGGAUGGAUUAAAUUUUGCAGUGAAAAGUUGAAAGAGGCUCGGGCCCAGAAAUGUAAAUGUUUUGUCAGCACUUUCUGUGUUCUUAUUACCAUCAACACAAGGAACGUACUUGCACAUGUAAAAGUAAAUGAACUGCAUUUUGUAGUAAAACAUUUGAUGGAUUUUGCAAUUGGAAGCAGGAAUUACAUACUGCUGUCAGAGCUUGUGCGUUUGUAUGGAUUUCAUCACGACUUUCAGCUGGAAACAUUAUUAAUGAGGACAUCUAAAAUGAUAAAUGUUGUCAUUGUUGACACAAUUUUACAGUCAGCUAAAUGCAUUAUUCUUAGAAAAUAUACAAGUCUCCUACAAAAUUCAAUCCAACUGUCACUGUGCCAUGAUUGUGAGAAGGGAAAAAGUUUGACUAUUGUUUUAUCUUUUAAAGGCUCUAUUGAAAUGACUGAUAUAACCCAGAUAAAGGUCAUGGGGAAGAAAAUGUUCCUGUAUAAUUAUACAAACCCAUCUGAUGAAGCGAACAAUGCUUUUAAGUCCUUUGCAAGCUCAUAUUCAAAGAAAACUUUGCCAAAGGUCUCAGAAAAUGAAGCAAGAGAAUUGUUCAAGAGACAUUACAAUCUAACAAUGAUAUCGGCUUCACCAUAUAAAUCGAUAGGAUAUUCAAAAGGAAAACAUACGAUUGUGGAAAAACCUUGUAUUCUUUUCUUAUGUCUACAUAAAGGGUACAUUCCCUAUGGAGAAGAGGAGUUCCCAAGAAAAAUUAGAGAUGUUGAAGUAGAUGUUCAGGAGGGUUUUUGUAGAUUUGGAAAUGGUGAGUCGAUAGAAAUUGGAGGAGAUAUUCGUCGUAAAGGGAGUAAAAGUGUAGGUACUAUUGGUGGAUUUGUAAAUCUACCUGAGAGCAAAAUUGGUUUAAUAACUUGUGCUCACGUGGUUCUCUCACAAAAAGAGCUCGAAAAGAGAGAAACAGAUCAUCUUCCUGAAGUAGAGACAUUUAUUAAUAGUGCCCAUUCAUAUAAAGUGUGUGGGAAAGUCAUAAAUGCAGAGUUUCCAAAACCUUACGAUUGCAAUUUGAAUCCACUAGAAGGGUCUAGUGUCGACGCUGCGCUAAUUGAACUCGCCUCGUCAUCAAGUGGUGCAAGGUUUCUUACGGUGACAGAGGAGCAGUUGCGUUCUGCAGGAUUUCAAGCAGACAAACCACCAAAGUUCCAAGGAAAAAUUGUUCCAUUGCUUAACUUGCCAAAGUUGGUUUCUGAUAGUGUUGUGAAAUACGGAGUCACAACAGGUUUAACACUAGGCUGCCUCUUCAACGAAUGUAUGCACGUUCGGAUCAAUUCGGACAACUUGACCUUACCUGAUAUUCUGGGAUCAACCAAUCCCAGGAAUAUCACUGUGUAUAAUCAAAUGGAAAUUGAGGGUUUACGUGGACAGUUCUUUGAUUUAGGUGACUCGGGAUCCUUUGUGUUUUGUAUUAAUCAGGAUGAAACACUGAGUUGUAUUGGAAUGGCAAUAGGAUACACAUCACGUGGUACGUGUCUUGUGACUCCUAUAGAGAAUGUCCUGAAAUCACUUAAACUUCCUGUGACAAGUAGUUGCAUCGUUCCAGUGGAAGUAAGAUUGUCUUCAAGUGUAAAACCAAGUAUGGAUACAAUGACAAUCUUAAAUGCUAUAUCACAAAUGAAAUCAGAUUUUGAUAAACGUAUGGACGAUCAUCAGAAAGAUAUUCAAAAACGUAUGGAUGAGCAGCAGAAAGAUAUCCAAAAACGUUUUCGUGAUCAGCAGAAAGAUAUUCAAAAAAGUCUGCAUGAUCAACAGACAGAUAUCCAAAAACGUCUGCUUGAGCAGCAGAAAGAUAUCCAAGAUAUUAAGAAAAAUCAAAAUAAAUUCAAUCCUUCAUGAAGCCAGACGUCACGUUAAUUUCUAUUUAAGCUAGGCAUACCUUGACUAAAGAUCUACUUGUUCUUAUAUAAGCAUUCAUUUUCUUUGCCUUCAGAUACAUGUACAAACCGUUUUUAAUUUUUUUGUUUAUUUGUAUAAUUUUCGAGUUCCAAGUGAUAAAUGGACCUUUAUGUGAUUUUUUAAAAGGAAAGGAUUGUAAUAAUUUAACAUCUG
This is a messenger RNA of Saccostrea cuccullata (small rock oyster), 2440 nucleotides long. RefSeq lists its product as uncharacterized. NCBI's taxonomy places the organism in Eukaryota, Metazoa, Mollusca, Bivalvia, Ostreida, Ostreidae. The record is from RefSeq and is a predicted model, not a curated record. The transcript has 3 exons. The coding region runs from base 2 to 2227 and encodes 741 amino acids.